UUUAUAUUUUAUUUACAUCUAUUUGCAUCAUUACUUAUUUGUAAUGGGAACUGAAAAAAGUGUAUCAUCUGAUACCUUGGAGAGCUUAAAUUUAUCUUCAUUACAAAUUGAUGAUAAUCAUACAAAAAAAUCUUCAGAAAUAAAUAGUACUAAUGUUAACCUCAAUAAAAUUCAAAAGUGUAUUUGUCAUCAACAUGCUUUUGGUAUGAAAUUUAUUCCUUGUUCGAUGAUAAACUUUGAUACAAAUCAUCUCUCUUCAUGUUUUUGUGAACAAGCUCAACUACAUGGAGAAUAUAUUGAAAAAUCAAUAGAAAAUGAAAACACCAAAAAUAAAUGGCAACAUUUUAAUUACAAAUGGCCUCGACAAAGUUUUGGAAAGAAAAAAGAUAUGAAAAAAUUAUAUGAUGUCAGGGCAAAAAACGGAAAAAAUUAUCAUAAUGAAAAGCCUUUAACAUGUUGUGAGAUAUUAGAAGGUAUACAUCCUAAAAGAAGCAGCGGAUUAAAAAAUGUAGUAGAAAAUCCCAUUAAGCAUAAGUCCAAUUCGGAAUCAGGAAAUGAUGUUGCAGAGAAAAUUGAAAUUUAUUAUUUCGAUCAUGGGAAUUCUGCAUACUAUCACACUACUGACAUAGCACCGAUUUUGAAAACAGAAAAGGUUGCUGAAAAAACAAAUUUAAAAAUCACUAGAAUAUUGGCUGAAAUAUUUGGCCUUUUUCAUUUAAUAGCUUCCAUUCUUACAACAAGCAUUUUGCAAUCUUUACGAUUUAUACUUUUUAGUUUUGUAAGGCCUUUAACUAUUGGUGUAAUCCAACUAAUAGCAGACUAUUUUAUAAAACCUCUACUGUCUAUAACUUUCAAUGCUCUUAUACAGCCAAUUCUCAUUUUACUUUAUAAUACAGCAACUUCAAUACGAGAUUGUUGCGAGCCUCUGGCAACAACAUUUGGUUUUUUUAUAAAAGAAAUUGCAACGCUAAUCGGAUCUUUUAAAUUAAUUGAAAUAACUCAUAAUUACAAAAGUAAUUCUAAUACAUGA
Messenger RNA from Ceratosolen solmsi marchali, 1030 nucleotides. RefSeq lists its product as uncharacterized. Bases 44 to 1030 code for a protein of 328 amino acids. The record is from RefSeq and is a predicted model, not a curated record. The transcript has 6 exons. Lineage: Eukaryota; Metazoa; Arthropoda; Insecta; Hymenoptera; Agaonidae.